This is a messenger RNA of Gryllus bimaculatus (two-spotted cricket), 456 nucleotides long. Lineage: Eukaryota; Metazoa; Arthropoda; Insecta; Orthoptera; Gryllidae. The record is from the annotation of a GenBank genome assembly.
AUGGAGCCUGCCCGAAAAAGCGGCUCCAACGCAGCAGCUGACCCGGCCCGGUCUCCGGUUCCUCGCGUCCGCGCCACUGAACCCGGCGGCACAGGGCGAGCGGGCCGCCGGGCGGCGGGAGGGGUCGUCCGACGAAUUGCGUGCCGGCGCAGCCACGCGCAGCCGGCCCCCCCGCUCGCUCGCUUCGCGCUGGCAGGGCCGGGUCCGCCUGCGCCGCGCUCGCAACGGCGAGCAGCGCGCGGCGCGCGCCAGCCGCCCGACGCCUCGCGCUCGCGGCAGCGGCCAGAGGUAAUAUGGCGUCAGGUAUUGGUAAAAGCUCGUCAAAAUCCACCGCUGGUAUUAACAACAAUUCUGUAUUCAUGUAUGCGUCUCAGUGUAAAUAAAUGCCAAAGGAUAUAGAUUAUUCACUAUUUUAUUAUUUUCUUGAUUACACAACGACAAGAUUUUAUUAAAGAA